AUGGCCGACUCGACCGACGAUGAACGCGAAGAAGAACUUUCCUCCAUCGCCGCUAUUUUCCCCGAGUUAGCCCUCGAUCCCGCCAACGCUUUUAAAGCUUCAAUCGACCUUACCGUUGCACCCUCGGUCCCGCUCGCCGUUACCUUUCCCCAAGCCGUCGACGGCGCUCUGCCGAAAUCUCUCCCCACCCCACCCUCUUCCGACAAUGAAGAGCAUGCCCCGCCUGCGCCUCCGAAACCGCCCGCCCAUGAAAUCCACUGCCUCUCCUACCUCCCGCCGCUACGCCUACAAGUAACCCUGCCCAACGGCUACCCCGCCCAUCACCCGCCACAGUUCGACCUUUCGACAUCGCCCAAAUGGCUGCCGGACGCCGCCCUGAACAAGCUGAUAGAUGAGGGCCCCGCUCUGUGGGAGGAAUACGGCCGUGGCCAGAUCGUCUUCGCGUACAUCGAUUUCCUGCAACAGGCCGCCGAGCGGUGCUUCGACCUCGUUGGUGACGACGGCGCCGUCAUCGAAGUUGCCGAGGACAUGAAGAUUUCGCUGCUGGACUACGACAUCAAGGCCAAGCGCGAGAGGUUUGAGCAGGAAACCUUCGACUGCGGCGUCUGUCUCGAGCCGAAGAAGGGCACCGUGUGCCACCGCCUCAUGCGCUGCGGUCACGUCUUUUGCGUCGCAUGUCUGCAGGACUUCUACACCAAUUGCAUCAGAGAGGGGGAUGUCUCGAGCGUGAGGUGCAUGGAUCCGAGCUGUGGGAAAGAGGACAGGAAGAAAAAGAAGUCGGAGCGGACCGUUAGCCCGGGCGAGCUGCUGCAGAUACCCAUCGAGCAGGACAUGGUCAAGCGGUACGUGGAGAUGAAGCGCAAGAAGAAGCUGGAAGCGGACAAAGACACCGUCUACUGCCCGCGGAAAUGGUGCCAGGGACCCGCGCGCUCCAAGAAAUAUCCCAAGAUCACCGACCUCACCCAGCUGGUCGAGUCCGACUCGGAGGGCGAGGACGAAUCCGGCACUCCGCCGCGUGACAGGGUUGAGGAGCAGAUGCGCGGAUCCAAGUCGGGCGACCGACUGGCGGUCUGCGAGGACUGCGAGUACGCCUUCUGCCGCGUGUGCCUGGCCGGCUGGCACGGCGAAUUCGUGCGCUGCUAUCCGCGCAGCUCCACCGAGCUGACAGAGGAGGAGCAGGCCUCGUACGACUACUUGCGCAUGCACACCUCACAGUGCCCCACCUGCUCGUCGCCCUGCCAGAAGACGCACGGCUGCAACCACAUGUGCUGCUUCCAAUGCCGCACCCAUUUCUGCUACCUCUGCGGCGCCUGGCUCGCCCCAGACAACCCGUACCAGCACUUCAACAACAAGAACACCGGAUGCUACAUGCGCCUGUGGGAACUCGAGGAGGGCGACGAGGGCAACGCCAACAACAACAACGCCGACCGCCCUGUCCGCUUCGACGGCGCCCGCGGCUGGGAAGCCGCCAUCGCCGCCGCCAACGAGGCCGACGCGCGAGACGUCCAGGCCGCCGAGAACGCCGCCGCCGCCGCUCCCGGAGACCAGCAGAAUCACGCCGCUCCCGCCGCUCUGCCCCUCGUCCCCAUGCCGCCGCGCGCUGCAAACGGCCCGCCUCUCGUCGUCGACGUGAACCAGCUCCCGCCUCUCGUCGUCGAGAUGGAUCGGCUCCGCAUCGCCGCCGUUGCCCAACGCGGCCAGCACCAAUACCACCCCCCGCGUCGCGCCCACCCCAACCAGCACAACGAUAACAACAACAACAACAACAACAACAACAACGCGAACAACCAAGCCGCUGCAGCGCCCCGCAACCACCACCACCACCGCCUCCCCGCCGGCGGCCCCGAAGCUAACGGCGCCGCCGGCCGCCACGUGCGCUUCCGUGGCAACGCCCGCGUCGAUGGUGGCCAGGACCAGCAGCAGGCUGUCAGGCAUGCGGACGACGCGCUGCAGCGCUUCUUGGCGGCGGCGCAGGCGGAUGAAGAGGACGAUUGGGAUAGCGAUGAGUUGGAUGGGGAUGGGGAUGAGGCCUGGGUCAUUCCGGAGCGGUGA
This is a messenger RNA of Diplodia corticola, 2052 nucleotides long. Its product is annotated as ring finger protein. Gene Ontology annotation, cellular component: ubiquitin ligase complex; cytoplasm. Gene Ontology annotation, biological process: ubiquitin-dependent protein catabolic process; positive regulation of proteasomal ubiquitin-dependent protein catabolic process; protein polyubiquitination. Bases 1 to 2052 code for a protein of 683 amino acids. Lineage: Eukaryota; Fungi; Ascomycota; Dothideomycetes; Botryosphaeriales; Botryosphaeriaceae. The transcript has a single exon. Gene Ontology annotation, molecular function: zinc ion binding; ubiquitin protein ligase activity; ubiquitin conjugating enzyme binding. The record is from RefSeq and is a predicted model, not a curated record.